AUGGUGCCGCCUAAUCAUAAUGCGAUUAAUGACGACGGGCUACGUACUGCCGGAUUGGAUGGUUCGUCCGUCGCACAACCGCAGUGGCUCUUUGUUGUCGAUGCGAUCAUCUGGCUGGAGGCGAGACGGUUGUUUGACAUCCUCAGCAGUCGAUGCUCUGCGACGAACUACUCCUACUCCGUGCUCAUCUUUGAGAGACACAAGAUUGGGCAGGAGGAGAGUCGGUCUCUGGCCCCCCUGCGAGGGGCGUGGCAUCUCUCCACCCGGUCGCGCUCGUCGCUCCGCUCCCCUGACAGUCUGUCGCCCGUCACUGCGGUGGUCCUGUUCCUGGCAGCCACCAACGCCGGGUUUGAAUCAUCCAUCGCAGUGACCCAACAAAACCUCCGACUGGGAGAAUCAUCUACCGCCUCACCUUGGGAGAUCCACUCCAGAUCGCAGACUAUGACCGUUGUUGCCUACCGUCCUCCGACCGACUUCCUGACCACCGACAUCCGUUCGCUUGCCUAA
Messenger RNA from Aspergillus heteromorphus CBS 117.55, 507 nucleotides. RefSeq lists its product as uncharacterized. The transcript has 3 exons. The record is from RefSeq and is a predicted model, not a curated record. Bases 1 to 507 code for a protein of 168 amino acids. NCBI's taxonomy places the organism in Eukaryota, Fungi, Ascomycota, Eurotiomycetes, Eurotiales, Aspergillaceae.